UCCUCCUUUUCCUUUUACACACAUGCCUACAGAUGCACACACAUGCUUCCUCUCCUCCUCGCUCCGCGCUCUCAUCCUCUCCUCACAUCCACUGGCAACUGUGCUGAAGCGGGGUCCCUCACCAAGCCCGUGGAUCCCUUCACUUGACUAAUUAGCCUUGAAGUGCUGCUGAAGAUCAUCAUAUUUAGCUUGGCGACCCAACGACAGAGUGCAGACAGAUAUAGACUCGGCUGGCUGGAGGCUGGGCGCCUGGCAGAGGGCUACCUCUCUAUCUCUCUCUAUUCACACUCGGCGCCGAGGGCUUCUCCGCGGCGGAAGUGAGGGGCGGUUUAGCUUUCAAAGAGACGAAAAGGGGGAGGAAAGAGAAAGAAGCUGAGCUGAAACCACAACAAAACCCCAGGAUGGGAGUCCACUGCAGGAACCAAUCCUCCUAGACUCAGAGAGUAAGAGGAGGCAGCGGUCACCGCGCAGCAGCACGGAUCCCAGGAUACAGAUUUAAGAUGAUCGACAGCCGGUUGUCUGCGCAGAGGAGAGCAAUGAGGAACCUCCCUGCAGACAGAGGCCUGCAAAAAACCAGCACCUACAUCGUGCCCUGUUUCCUCUUUGUGGAGCUGGUCAUCAUGGCAGGGACCGUUCUGCUGGCGUACUACUUUGAAUACACGGACACGUUCCCCGUGCACGUCCAGGGCUUCUUCUGCUUCGACAAAGCCUACUCUAAGCCCUACCCGGGACCAGAGGACAACAGCAAAGCGCCGCCUGUCCUCGUCUACUCCCUCGUCACCGCCAUCCCCACUGUGACGAUUCUGAUCGGAGAAGUGACCAGUUUCUUUGUGAAGACGGAGGGAGCCCAGGAGAAGACCAUCGUGACGGCCGACUGCUGUUAUUUCAACCCUCUCCUCCGUAGGAUCGUACGUUUUCUGGGCGUCUACUCCUUUGGCCUCUUCACCACGACGAUCUUCGCCAACGCCGGUCAAGUGGUGACAGGGAACCAGACGCCUCACUUCCUGACCGCCUGCAAGCCCAACUACACGGCGCUGGGCUGCCAGUCUCCGCUGCAGUACAUCAGCGAGCGGCGGGCCUGCACGGGAAACCCCUACCUGGUGGUGUCGGCCCGCAAGUCCUUCCCCUCCAAAGACGCAGCGCUCAGCUUCUAUUCAGCCAUCUACACAGUAAUGUAUGUAACCCUGGUGUUCCGAACGAAAGGGACUCGGCUGACAAAGCCCACCCUGUGCCUGGUGCUGCUGUCUCUGGCCGUGCUGGUGGGGGUGGUGAGGGUGACGGAGCACAGGAACCACUGGAACGACGUCCUGGCUGGCUUCAUCACGGGAGGAGCCAUCGCUGCCUUCCUGGUUUCUUGUGUGAUCAACUAUUUCCAGCAGACGCAGACGGCGGCGCCGUCGUCUCCGCCGCCGCAGCGCCCGGAGCCCUCCAUCGGGAUCCCCCUCCUCAGUCUGCCUCGUGUGGAGAGUCCACUCGAAAAGCUCCAGGGUUACCGUAUUCUGAGAUCACAUGACCAUCAGCCAAUCCCGUCCCCCACCCCUCCCGAUGUGCUCCUCCCCUCGCGGCGUUGCCUCACCAGCGCAGUCUAGACCUGCCCUCCGAAUGCCCCCUACCCUGCCCCGCCCACCCCGAAGGACGACAGCCCCUCAGACGAGUCAAGUCCACCCAGGUCUGAGCGUCGCCCUCGCCGCCGGAGACAAACCAGCAACACGCUCGCAGGCUGAAUCCUGUCGUGUGCUCAGGAUCAGCAGGAGACAGAGACUUCCUGCCCCGAG
This is a messenger RNA of Salarias fasciatus (jewelled blenny), 1775 nucleotides long. It is a transcript of the gene plppr2b, whose product is annotated as phospholipid phosphatase related 2b. Gene Ontology annotation, cellular component: plasma membrane. Bases 501 to 1589 code for a protein of 362 amino acids. The record is from RefSeq and is a predicted model, not a curated record. Lineage: Eukaryota; Metazoa; Chordata; Actinopteri; Blenniiformes; Blenniidae. Gene Ontology annotation, biological process: phospholipid dephosphorylation; phospholipid metabolic process; signal transduction. The transcript has 8 exons. Gene Ontology annotation, molecular function: phosphatidate phosphatase activity.